AUGGCCGGUUGCAGUUUCUCCAUGCUUGUCCUCCUAAUAGCUGCAUUAGCUCUCGCAUCGAGGGCUCAGCUAUGCCCCGACUUCUACGACCACGUAUGCCCAGAAGCACUGCCCGCCAUAAAGGCAGUGGUGGAGAGAGCGGUGGCGCGGGAACCACGCAUGGGAGCGUCUUUGCUCCGACUGCACUUCCACGACUGCUUCGUUAACGGUUGUGAUGGAUCGAUUCUGUUGGAUGAUGCCCCCGGUUUCACUGGAGAGAAGACCGCGAAACCUAACUUGAACUCCGUGAGGGGAUUCGAUGUGGUCGACGAGAUCAAGAACGCCGUCAACGAAGCAUGCCAUGGCAAUGUUGUGUCGUGUGCGGAUAUCUUGGCAAUUGCAGCUCGUGACUCCGUCGCGGCGUUGGGAGGACCUCCUUAUAUGGUACUACUAGGAAGAAGAGACUCGAGGACAGCGAGCCUAAAUGAUGCUAAUAAUGACAUCCCGCCCCCCGUCUUUAACUUCUCUCAGCUCCUCUCCAACUUCCGAUCACACGGGCUAGAUCUUAAAGAUCUAGUGGUUUUAUCUGGCGGCCACACGAUUGGGCUGGCUCGAUGCACAAGCUUUAGGGACAGGCUCUACAACGAGACCAACAUCGACCGAGGCUUUGCAAGCAUUCUUCGCAACUAUUGCCCAACCUCGGGUGGGGAUGACAACCUUGCAUCGUUGGACGCGACCCCGGCGAGAUUCGACACAGCUUACUUCAACGGGUUGCUGCAUGGGAGGGGGCUCUUGCACUCGGACCAACAGCUAUUCAAGCGUGGUCAGGGUGUAAGCGAUGGCUUGGUCAGUUUCUAUAGUGCUAACCCCUAUGCCUUUUGGGCUGACUUUGCCGUGUCUAUGUUGAAGAUGGGAAAUAUUAGUCCACUGACAGGCAACCGGGGCGAGAUUCGCAUGAAUUGCAGGAAAGCGAAUUAAUUUGGUUUGC
Molecule: messenger RNA, 967 nt
Organism: Phoenix dactylifera (date palm)
Lineage: Eukaryota; Viridiplantae; Streptophyta; Magnoliopsida; Arecales; Arecaceae
Source: RefSeq, a predicted model, not a curated record